Messenger RNA from Fusarium venenatum, 291 nucleotides. The record is from RefSeq and is a predicted model, not a curated record. Lineage: Eukaryota; Fungi; Ascomycota; Sordariomycetes; Hypocreales; Nectriaceae.
AUGAUCAAUUUCUCAUCUGCGUCUGCAUCUGCGUCUGCAUCUGCGUCUGCGUCUGCGUCUGCGUCUGCAUCUUACAAUGCCCCUGGCAUCGCACAGCAGGGCCCUUCCAGGUUUGGCCCUGGUAACGGCCCUGUUUAUCAGAAAACCCUUGCUAUGGUUGUUUUCGAUGUGACUGCUAUUGAGAAUACAGCAGCUCCUGGAGAGGGUAUCAUUUGCGAGGCCUUUGGACAGAGUAAAGAUGAAGAAAUGCAUCCGGAGAGUACAAUUGGGGACUUUUUCUUGACUAAAUAG